Messenger RNA from Medicago truncatula (barrel medic), 1119 nucleotides. RefSeq names its product serine/threonine-protein phosphatase 5. The record is from RefSeq and is a predicted model, not a curated record. NCBI's taxonomy places the organism in Eukaryota, Viridiplantae, Streptophyta, Magnoliopsida, Fabales, Fabaceae. The transcript has 9 exons. Gene Ontology annotation, molecular function: hydrolase activity. The coding region runs from base 1 to 1119 and encodes 372 amino acids.
AUGGCACUGCAGAGUAGCUUAUCCAUAGAUGAUGUGAAACAUGAUGAAUAUGAUGAUGAUGGUCACAUAAAACCAACAGGAUCUGGAGUGUUGUCAUUGGUAUCGGCUAUUACAAAAUUCAUCUUUUUUAAAGAUGUAGCGCGACGAUACACAGGAUCUAGAAUAGAAGAUGAAACUAUUACUUUGGAUUUCGUAAAGAAAAUGAUGGAUGAUUUCAAGAAUCCGAAGUGCUUGCAUAGACGGUAUGCAUACAAGAUUGUGUUGCAAAUAAAAAAGAUAUUGAAAGCUUUGCCUUCUCUUGUCGACAUAACUGUUCCUCAUGGAAAACAUAUUACUGUUUGUGGUGAUGUGCAUGGUCAGUUCUAUGAUCUUUUGAAUAUUUUUGAGCUCAAUGGGCUUCCUUCGGAAGAAAAUCCAUAUCUAUUUAAUGGUGACUUUGUUGAUAGAGGAUCGUUUUCGUUAGAAGUCAUCCUCACUUUGUUUGCAUUUAAGUGCAUGUCUCCAUCAGCCAUAUAUCUAGGUAGAGGAAAUCACGAGAGCAGGAGAAUGAACAAGAAAUGUGGUUUUGAGGGUGAGGUGCGCUCAAAGUUGAAUGGAGGAUUUGUCAAACUAUUUGCGGAAGUGUUCUGCUGUUUAUCUUUGGCUCAUGUGAUAAACAAGAAAGUUUUCGUAGUCCAUGGAGGUCUUUUUAGUGUUGAUGGGGUCAAACUCUCCGAUAUCCGAUCAAUUAAUCGGUUUUGUGAGCCUCCUGAUGAAGGGUUGAUGCAUGACUUGCUAUGGAGUGAUCCACAAUAUCUCCCUGGAAGAGGACCAAGCAAGCGUGGUUAUGAAUUAUUUUGUUUUGGUGAGGAUGUUACAAAAAGGUUCUUGAAGGAUAAUAAUUUAGAUUUAGUUGUGCGAUCUCAUGAAUCAAAGCGCAAGGGUUAUGAGAUUCAACAUGACGGUAAACUCAUAACUGUAUUUUCUGCUCCAAAUUACUGUGAUCAGAUGGGUAACAGAGGUGCCUUUAUUCGAUUUGAAGCGCCUGAUUUGAAACCUAAAAUAGUUACAUUUGAAGCAGUGCCACACCCUGAUGUUAAGCCAAUGGCUUAUGCAAACAACUUCCACCGAUGGUUCUAA